Messenger RNA from Coturnix japonica (Japanese quail), 6481 nucleotides. It is a transcript of the gene PPP2R5E, whose product is annotated as protein phosphatase 2 regulatory subunit B'epsilon. The record is from RefSeq and is a predicted model, not a curated record. Gene Ontology annotation, molecular function: protein phosphatase activator activity. NCBI's taxonomy places the organism in Eukaryota, Metazoa, Chordata, Aves, Galliformes, Phasianidae. Gene Ontology annotation, cellular component: protein phosphatase type 2A complex; nucleus; cytosol. Gene Ontology annotation, biological process: signal transduction; protein dephosphorylation.
GCGGGGGGCGGUGGCAGCACGCUCGGUUGUGAGUGAGCGAGGGAGGGAGUGUAUGUGUGUGUGUGUGAGUGCGUGUGUGCGAGCGAGUGCCAUGGCCGGAGCCCGCUGAGAGUGACAAUAGGAGCGAGCCGGAGCGCGACCCCGACACCCACCGGGAUCCCGUCUCUCACCUGAGGCAGCCUCGAGCAGAAGAGCCCUUCCCUCCCUUCUCGGCGCCGCCCGCACCGCGCCCGCCGCUCCCCCUCGCCUCGACUCGGCUCGGCUCCCCCCCGCUUCCCCCCCCUCCGCCCCCCCCCUCCUCCCCUCCGCCGCCUCCUCAGGGCCCCUCCGCAGGGCUCCGCCGGGAAUGUGAGUGAGGCAGCGGGCAUCGCAGGCAGGGGGCCGCGCCGAGUGCAUGGGACUGAGCGCAGCCCGAGCAGCCGCCCGCUCCUGAAGCCGCCGCCAACGCCGCCCUGCGCCGGGGAGGCCGCCAACGCCGCCGAGGCCUACAGGCUGCUGCGUACCGCGCUCCAGGCAUCGGCCGCGCUCCGCCGAGCCCGGCUCAGGCCGUCGCCGCCUCCCCCCCGUCUUCGGCUUCUCAACCAGGAGGGUCAAGUAGGGAUAUGUCCUCAGCACCAACAACUCCUCCAUCAGUGGAUAAAGUAGACGGAUUUUCUCGGAAGUCCGUCAGAAAAGCCAGACAGAAGAGGUCACAAAGCUCCUCCCAGUUUAGGUCUCAGGGCAAGCCUAUCGAGUUAACUCCCCUGCCUCUGCUGAAAGACGUUCCAUCUUCAGAGCAGCCUGAACUGUUCCUGAAGAAACUUCAACAGUGCUGUGUCAUUUUUGACUUCAUGGACACGCUUUCAGACCUUAAAAUGAAAGAAUACAAGCGCUCCACUCUUAAUGAACUGGUCGACUACAUUACAAUAAGCAGAGGAUGUUUGACAGAGCAGACUUACCCUGAAGUAGUUAGAAUGGUAUCUUGCAAUAUCUUCAGAACUCUCCCACCUAGUGACAGCAAUGAAUUUGAUCCAGAAGAAGAUGAACCCACCUUGGAGGCAUCAUGGCCACAUCUACAGCUUGUAUAUGAGUUUUUCAUACGAUUUUUGGAAAGCCAAGAAUUUCAGCCCAGCAUUGCCAAAAAGUACAUAGAUCAGAAAUUUGUAUUGCAGUUGUUGGAGCUGUUUGACAGUGAAGACCCUCGAGAACGGGACUACCUAAAAACAGUCUUGCACAGAAUUUAUGGCAAGUUUCUGGGUCUUAGAGCAUUUAUCCGAAAACAGAUUAAUAAUAUUUUUCUACGAUUUGUUUAUGAAACUGAACACUUCAAUGGCGUAGCUGAGCUGUUGGAAAUUUUAGGAAGUAUUAUCAAUGGUUUUGCUUUACCUCUUAAGGCAGAGCAUAAACAGUUUCUGGUGAAGGUGCUGAUUCCUUUGCAUACUGUCAGGAGUUUAUCACUCUUCCAUGCACAGCUGGCAUAUUGCAUAGUACAGUUUCUGGAGAAAGACCCCUCACUCACAGAACCAGUCAUCAGAGGCUUAAUGAAAUUCUGGCCGAAAACUUGCAGUCAGAAAGAGGUCAUGUUCCUAGGAGAGCUGGAGGAAAUCUUGGAUGUAAUUGAACCAUCACAAUUUGUCAAAAUCCAGGAACCCUUGUUUAAACAAAUUGCCAAGUGUGUCUCUAGCCCUCAUUUUCAGGUGGCUGAAAGAGCACUGUACUAUUGGAAUAAUGAAUACAUCAUGAGCUUGAUAGAGGAGAAUUCAAAUGUCAUACUUCCCAUCAUGUUUUCCAGCCUUUAUAGGAUUUCUAAAGAGCACUGGAAUCCGGCUAUUGUGGCUUUAGUCUACAAUGUGUUGAAGGCAUUUAUGGAAAUGAACAGCACCAUGUUUGAUGAGCUGACAGCCACUUACAAGUCAGAUCGUCAGCGUGAGAAGAAGAAAGAAAAAGAGCGUGAAGAACUGUGGAAAAAACUGGAGGAUUUGGAAUUAAAGAGAGGUCUUAGACGUGAUGGAAUAAUUCCAACUUAACAAAAAAACAAAACAGCAUUAUUAACCUGUGGAGUCACACAUUUAUGUAGUAGAAGAUGGAGCAACAGUUUUCUGUAUUGUGCAACUUUACAGUAGAUUUCACAUUUGUUUCAUUAUUACAACAGCACUGUAUAUACCUGUCUCUAAGUAAAGGAAAAAAUAAGGACUUUAAUCCAAAGUUUGGACAGCAGAUGGACUUCUCAGAACUUUGCAAACAUAAUCAUUGUUUUAACCCUUCUUUAAAACCAGUCUUCAAAGAUCUGUUGAUGAAAAUUGCAAUGUCAGAUUUCAUUGUCAGGACCUGUUCCUUAUUUAUCGUUAGCAGAGAGUAUAAUACAACUUUCAAAUGUGAACAAUCUUAAAAUUUAGCUUGUCUUUCUGCUAAACUGUUAAGUGUAUUUAUAGUAAAAGAGAAAAAAGACUGUCAUUUCCUUAUGAGUUUGUGUAACAUCCUCCUUCUCUGGAUAACUUUACUGUAAUUUGACUUUUUUUUUUUUUUUUUCCUUUCCUUUUGCACAUCUUCAUCAAUUGAAUGUCCAUUCAGAUCAGGACCAUGAAAAAAACAAACACAUAGGUCCUGAAUAAAAGUUUUGUUUACUGGUGUGAGCAUUUUUUAGUACCAGUCUGUCUCUGGUGCUUCUUUAAUUUGAACAUUAGGAGCUAAAUAAAAAACAACAAGUAGGUGAUAAACAUAGUAGGUAAGGGGAGCUUUGGAUUCAUGCACCUAUUUAUUGCAAAUCCAAAUUAGUGUCCACAAUCCUUGAAAAAUGAACGGUGGUAACACCCUAGAUUUCAGUACCUAACCAGUAUUAGUGUUAUGGCAUUGGACACACAUACCUGUUUUAGAAAUACUAAUUCCUAAAUUACUACAGUAUGUUCUAAUUGGACCAUUUUGAAAGAAUAAAGACAAACGCUAAACAGUGCAAGCAUGAAAUUGAUCUCCAGUGGUCAUGGAUCUAAUUGGGAAAUGAGUUGAGAUAGCAGUUUGGACUGUUUGGAGUUGUUGCCUUACUUUUUAAUAUGUAUUUAUAAAGUGUUCCAGCAAAAGAGGAUGUAGCCUCUAAGAAACAUACUAUAGUGUUUUUGUGGUUCUAGUACUAUUACUCAUCACAGUACCAGCCCUAUGGUCCUAGCUGGAAAGGAUUCUGGAUAAUAUUACUUCUGCAUUCUCAUCUGGAUGCUCAUUCCUAACUACUGUAUUUGUUACCAAAAGUGGUUCUACAAAUGCUACUGAAAAAGAAAAAAAUAAUUCUGGAAAUCCUAAUGUUCUGAGUAUUAAUAAUAAAGCUUUUAUAUCAAAGGUGCAUUGUGACCAAAUUGUUUAAAACAAAAGAAAAAAAAAAAACAAAAACAAGAAAAAAUAAAUAAUAAAGAAGAGGGCUGUAUUAUAAGUAUACAUUAUUGGCUAUCUGCUUUGUAUUUAAAAGUGGAAUUUACAUCUUUGGUAGGUAAAACGCUGAUAAAACUUAUGUACAGUAAAUAUUUAGCUAAUGCAGUUGCAUUAUUAUAUACCGAAAGGUAUGUGUUUUGGGAUUUACUCCAGGAUGCUUUUGAACUGUUAUGGUCAUAUGACAACAGUGAAUUGAUAAUCCUAAACCAUCAAUCCAGCAGUAUUUACAGUAUAAAACUCAAUUGGUGUUCAUGAGUCUUUGUGAUAGUUGCAAACAUGAAUUUAUGACCUGUUGCCAUUGAUAGAAAUACAGUAUAAAUACAUGCUUGUAUAUUUUUCUUCCUACCAUUUAAGUAUACAGUAGGAUUUGAAGUUUUCUUGUUUCCAGGCAUGGAAAAGAGGAGGAAAGAAAAAGGAAUUCCCUCCUUGACUACUGACUGUUUCGGGAUUAUCAGGUCACAGUUUGUACUCCUGGGUCUGCACACACAAAUGUUGUAAACUCAACAGUUUUGUAAAAACUUGGCACUGUUAAUUCUGGGACAGGGAAAAAAAAACAAUAAUAACAAUAGGUGGAUCUAAUCAUAUGCAACACCCAACACAACAUGGUUUAAUGGGAUUAACGAGCUUCUAAGAACACUGGCUGGGACACAGUGUAAAUUAGACAGUUACUGUCAUAGUUGAAACUUUUUAUUUUGAAGUGCUGAAGCAAAGGUGCAAGCUGAGAUGCUGAAGAUUAAAUAAAUUUAUAACAAAUCACGUCCCUUAUCCCAUUGAUUUUGACAGUCUUUUAUUUCUGUUACAAAAGAAAUAUUUGCUAAUGUGAUUUCUGUGUGGAAUUAUCACGAUUUACAAGAGGAUGGAUUGAAUCGUGCUUACGGACUGUUUGGUUGUGAAAAAUUGAGAUGUGAUGGAAAUUAAAGAAGUUUUCCACCUGGUGGAGUAAAGCAGAACGAUGUGAAAUUAGAAAAAGCACCUUGUCCUGUACUUAGAGUUUUAGGUGAGUGUUGUUUGUUCAUAACUUUAUGGUUUUGACAUGACGUUCUGGUAUUGGUCACACACAACUGAUGAGAACCUGAUGGGUUGCAAUAUUUUAUUACCUCUGAUGUGGGGAUUGCGGAGAGCGUUGAAAGUUUGCAGAUGUUUUAUCACUUCCAAGAAGGAAUGUUUCUCUGAAUGGAAUGGGACAAUGUGCUAUUAGUCACAAGACUCUAAAAGGCUGAUGAGACCCUAGGUUGCACUUUGUGGUGUAUGUGAAGAAGCUCUUGCCACAGUGACCUGACUUUACCCCCAGGGUCCGCUGUUUGCCGCAACCCAAAUGCGAUACUCUACCACUAUUCAGAGCUCCCUUGAGGAUCAAUGGGAGUUUUAGGCAAAGAAGAAGGCAGCGAAUGGGCCCAAGUUUGAUCAGUGCAUCUAUUUAAUUGUGCUCUCAUUUGCUUGUUGAGUUCCAGAAACUACCUUUAUUUGUGUAAAUGUUGUUAUUAUCUGCUCCUAGAGCAGCGGUUGGGUGAUGGCUCGUGUCCUGUGCCAUAUUGGUUUCAGGAGAAAGGGUUGAAUGCUGUCUGCUAAAAGGAAAGAACUGCGUUUUCAGUACAAGGGCAUUGAAUCAGGUCAUGGGGAUAUAACGACUGUAGAAGUAAAGUUCCUCUCAUAUACUUUAAAUUGAGCACAUAUUGCUUUUUUCAUCUUGCAAGUCUCCCUUAUUGUUUUCCUUUCAUUGCUUUUGAGUGUUUUUUGUCUCUUUUCCAAAGGUUGGAAUGCUUUAAAUAAAAGUAUUCUAAUGCCAUUGGAUCUUUCAUUAGUACAUUUAAUCUUGGUUUUCUUAGCAUAAAUAAAAGGGUUUAAUUUAUUUUUUUUAUCUCCUCCUAUAUAUGGAAAAAAAAGCAAGGCUGUUGGAGCCAAGAUUUGCUUGAGCAAGAAAAGCAGCAGCUGUGUGUACGUUAUACAUGUGUAAGUACAGCCUCAGGCUCUCCUACUCUGAAGAAAGGAAAAUAAAUUAGGAGCUUUAAAAACCUCUGUAUUGUUUUGUGAGGAGAGGGAAAGAACUGAACAGAUUUUUCUCCCCCCCCCAGAUAAAACCAAAAUGAGUCGGCUUUGAGUUCUGUCUGUAAAAGCAACAAUGGCAUUUUCUCUUGAUCGUGUGGCUGUCCUCACAAAGCAGUUCCCCUAAAAGAUGAUAAAGCUGAUAAGUGCAAGACUGAAGAAUGUUCUGAUUUAUGUGUGACUCUGUUUUGGCUCAUCUGCUUCCCUUACCAGCUGUAUCGUGUGAUACAAAUUAGUUUUCUUAGUCAAUAGGUGCAGCACAUUUUGCAUUGCCCAGUUUUUCAUUCCAAGUCUGUGAUCACUUGAAAUGGGAUGGAACUAAUUUUUCAUUGGAAACUUUAAUCCCAGUGUCGCUUCCCAUCCACAGAAGCAAACACUUCUCAUCAUGACCUCCGAAUACUUGGUUUUGUUGUUUGGAUCUCUUGUUGUAAAUACGGUGUAUUCAUAACCUCAUAUAAAAUGAGGGAUUUUCAAAUAUAAAUAGUACCAAUGCAUUUCUUCUUGUUGACCUAUUUUUGACUGUAGUAUAGCGAAUGAGCUGUCAUGCUUUUUGUUUAAAAGUUAGCAUUAGAUUCAUAGGUCUUAAUAUUUUAGCAUUUCAUUGUUUAAGCAGGAGAGGGCAGCAAAAGUUCAUUUUUCCCCAUAGGAAUGCUCUGGUCCAUUCUUGUUUUUAAAGUUAGAUGCAUUUAACUAUUUGUACGUAGGGGUGGGGAGGGGGGGCGGAAAUGAAGCAUUUUUUAUAUUAUAUUAAAAGGUGCAUAUGAAAAUAUAAAGACUGGUCCAACCAGACUGUGAACACAUCUUCUACUUACAUCAAAGUAAUAAUAACAAUGCCUUCCACCUCUGGAUAAAGUACAAGCAGGUCUUAAGCUCUUGGAUUCAAAUGUCAUUCUUUGGAAACAGGUUACUUUCUUAAAAAUGGUAUCAAACAAACUCGAACUCAAUGGUGCUCCCAGCUAUAAAUGUGUAAUCUUCCUCUUAUGCACAUGCUCAAGAGGCUCUGUACUGUGGGUGCAUCUAAAUAAAGAAGCAAUGAAGUGUU